CAUAACGCACGCGGUGACUCUCGUUAGCGUCCUCGGCCUCCCGUUUGAUGUCUUCAAUAACAACCAACUUGUACCUUACCUCCCAAACCGGUCCAGUUAACCGUAUAAGUUGUUGUAGUCAUUAGAAUUGUGGAAACGAAUUACUGUCAUUUAAGUUUAGUUUUAUUUAAUUUCGCGUGUGAAUAUGGAAUUAAGCAUAUCAGUUAUACUAUUAUAUUGACAUAACAUAACACUAUGCUAUCGAUUAUUGUUUAUUGUAACCUCUAGAUAGAAACAAAAACACGGGAUAUAUUUGUUAGGUUUUGAAUGUGGAAAAAAUAAGCUUAAAGGACGUAAAAGUUGUGUUCCUGUACAAAAUAAAUAAAUUUGAAUUAGUUUCCAACUAUAGUUAAAUAUCCACCAACAGCAACACGUUUCGUUUGUAAGAGACACAUCAUCGUUUUUGCGAUCUUUUGAGGGAGUACCAUUAAACUUUGAUCAGGGAGGAGACGGAAGAAUAUAAUUUCUGAUAAAUAUUUUGAUAGGUAAAAAAAAAAAUAAAUACUGUUAAAAAGUAACCUUCUGCGGAAUGAGCGUUAUUAAGACAGAGUCAAGGUCAAGUUUGAAAACGCAAAGUAUGAGGUCAAUAACAAUAUCAAUUAAAAGAACAGUUAAAGCAAUGCAGAUAUUUUAAGUGACAUAUUUAUAUAAAUAUCAAUUAUACAAUCUAAAUUUCGUUGUGGGGAACUAUGCAUCUAAGUUUACCCGGGAAGUGUUUCUGUAAGUUAAUAUGACCACUACGAAACCACGAAAACAACCUACUGCGAUUUCACGGAUGAGGCAGGACUACAUGCGAUUAAAACGCGAUCCUUUACCAUAUAUAACAGCAGAACCUCUGCCAAACAAUAUCCUAGAAUGGCACUAUGUUGUAAAAGGUCCAGCUAACACCCCUUACUACGGUGGAUACUACCAUGGAACAUUACUUUUUCCAAGAGAAUUUCCAUUUAAACCACCUUCAAUUUAUAUGUUGACACCGAACGGACGAUUUAAGACUAACACCCGCCUCUGCCUUAGCAUAUCAGAUUUCCAUCCUGAUACAUGGAAUCCAACGUGGUGUGUCGGCACUAUAUUGACUGGGUUGCUCAGUUUUAUGCUGGAGUCAACACCUACUCUAGGUUCAAUUGAGACAACGACUUAUGAGAAACAGAGCUAUGCCAGAAAAUCUUUAGAGUACAAUUUAAAGGACCCAAUUUUUCGAGAAUUGUUUCCCGAAGUAUGUGAAGAAAUAAACAAAUUACUACAAGAUGAAAAACAAAAGCUGGCUCUUUUAAAUGGAGAACUUCAUAAAAAACCAGUCAACAAUGUAAUACCAGCUAUAAAUAAUGGAAAUGGUGCUAAUGGAGCGCAACAUGUAAAAUCAGACGAGUGCGAUAACAAACGGAAAUCUAUCAUAAAUUGGCCAGGACUAUAUUCAAAUUUGGUGAUUGGAAUAAGCUUUUCGAUUUUUGCUUUGGUAGUGAAUUAUGUAAUCAAGAAUCUGAAUCAGGAAUAAAGUUUUAGAAAAGUCGUGUUAAAGAUUUCAUCCGCUAAAUACCAGUUUUAUACUUUGAAAAUAAUUUUUAUUGGCAAACAUUUAUAUUAUUAAUGUAUAUAUGUAUAUGUUUAAAAUUGUAAUAUAAACCACGCAUAGAAAAUACAUACAUAAAAUUCAUUUGUACGACAAUACAAAUAUUCUAAAUUCAAAUUAUUUCAGAAACUUUAUUAGCUUAGUUUUAUUUUGAAUCUUUUACUAAAUUAACCGCUAAAGUAUUGUUCUGUUAUCUUCUGUUAUAUUGUAAAACCUUGCAAACAAGCUUUUGGAUAUUGAUUUCCAUUAUAAAUUAAAAUCAGGGAAUGAUUUACUCAAGGUGAUAGGAGCAAUUAUUAAAAUGAAAUCCGCUAAUGCAGAAGGCUAAUAUAUAGUAGUCGUCGCAGAGAACGCAUAUAUACUUAUAAGUAAUAGAGAAGGUUCAAUUGCGGACCAGCGUGUAAAUUGUCAAAAUAUACCAAAAUGCCAUGAGCGUGUUUCACCACAGCUAGCUCGGAAGGAGAAAUAUUAAAGUGAAUAAAAAUUAUGUUCAGAAGUUUGUAUUCAUAUUACCGUU
Messenger RNA from Bactrocera oleae (olive fruit fly), 2123 nucleotides. RefSeq names its product ubiquitin-conjugating enzyme E2 J2. NCBI's taxonomy places the organism in Eukaryota, Metazoa, Arthropoda, Insecta, Diptera, Tephritidae. The record is from RefSeq and is a predicted model, not a curated record.